This is a messenger RNA of Glycine soja, 2820 nucleotides long. RefSeq lists its product as uncharacterized. The coding region runs from base 1 to 2820 and encodes 939 amino acids. Lineage: Eukaryota; Viridiplantae; Streptophyta; Magnoliopsida; Fabales; Fabaceae. The transcript is spliced from 3 exons. The record is from RefSeq and is a predicted model, not a curated record.
AUGGAUCGAAGUUGGAUGAACGCAUCACGUAUAAUUGAAGAGUACGAGAAUGGUGUUGAAGAGUUUUUGCUGUUUGCUCAAAACAGCGGAAAUCCUAUAGAAGAAAUGAUUCGCGAUCUUGGGCAAGAGGGGUUUGAAGAGGCACAUGCAGCAUUGUAUGACAACAUAGAAGUUGAUUCAAAAAUGCCUUUGUAUUCCGGCUGCAUAUCUUUCACAAAAUUGUCAGCUGUGUUAGCUCUGGUUAACUUGAAGGCUCGAUUUGGGUGGAGUGACAAGAGUUUUAGUGAGUUGCUGAUGUUGUUGACAAACAUGCUUCCUGCUGAUAACGUCUUGCCAAAGAAUCACUACCAAGCAAAGAAGAUUUUAUGUCCAGUUGGGAUGCAGUACGAAAAAAUUCAUGCAUGUUGUAAUGACUGCAUUUUGUACAGAGAUGAUUUUGCUGAACUAGAUUACUGCCCUGUGUGUGGGGUUUCUCGGUACAGACCGACCAACGGAGAUUCUACUGUACUAGUCUCAGACGCCGACCGCCGUCCAGCAAAGGUGUGUUGGUAUCUCCCAAUAAUACCAAGGUUUAAGCGGUUGUUUGCUAAUGGGGAAGAUGCAAAGAACCUUAUAUGGCAUGCAAAUACCAGAAAAUCAGAUGGAUUGAUGCGACAUCCUGCAGAUAGCCCGCAAUGGAAGGCAAUUGAUCGUUUGUAUCCUGAAUUUGGGGUCGAGCCUAGAAAUUUAAGGCUUGGUCUUGCAACGGACGGAAUGAACCCAUUUGGAACCUUAACUACUAACCAUAGCUCGUGGCCCGUUUUGCUGUUCAUUUAUAAUCUCCCUCCGUGGUUGUGCAUGAAGCGAAAGUAUGUUAUGCUGAGUAUGAUGAUAGUUGGUCCAAGACAACCAGGUAAUGAUAUUGACGUAUAUCUAAGACCGUUAAUUGACGAUUUGCGAAAAUUGUGGGAUGAAGGGGUUGAUGUAUGGGACGCAAAUUUGCAGCAUGCUUUCAAGUUGCGUGCAAUGGUUUUUUGUACCAUCAAUGACUUUCCAGCCUACGGAAAUUUAAGUGGAUAUAGUGUCAAAGGACAUCACGCAUGUCCUAUAUGUGAGCAGAAUACAAGUUUCCGCCAACUUAAACAUGGAAAGAAGACUGUGUAUACUAGGCAUCGAAGAUUUCUCAAACAGUAUCAUCCGUAUCGACGAUUGAAGAAGGCAUUCGAUGGAAGUCAAGAACAUGAAACCGCGCCAAAUCCAUUAACUGGCGAUGAAGUAUAUCAGCAGGUCAAGGAUGUCGUAAAUAUGUUCGGCAAGUCCCAAAAAAAACCAUCAUCCACUUCAAACAUGUGGAAAAAGAAGUCUAUUUUCUUUGAUCUUCCGUACUGGUCCGAUCAUGAUGUUAGGCAUUGUAUAGACGUCAUGCAUGUCGAGAAAAAUGUUUGUGAUUCUUUAAUUGGGACCCUCCUAAACAUUAAAGGCAAGACAAAGGAUGGUUUCAAGUGUCGUCAAGACUUGGUUGACAUGGGUAUACGUCAGGUGUUGCAUCCUAUCUCAAAAGGUAACAGGACAUAUCUGCCCCCAGCCUGUUACACAAUGUCAACAGCUGAAAAGAGAAGUUUUUGUGAAUGCUUGCAUAAUAUCAAAGUCCCACAAGGCUACUCUUCAAACAUCAAGAGUCUUGUGUCUGUGAAUGAGCUUAAGUUGGUUGGCUUGAAAUCACAUGAUUGUCAUGUGUUAAUGCAACAACUUUUGCCUGUUGCAAUCCGCGGAACAUUGCCUGAGAAGGUCCGUGUUGCAAUCAGUCGCUUGUGUUUCAUUUUUAAUGCUAUAUGUGCCAAGGUCAUUGACCCUAAACAGUUGGAUGCUUUCGAAGAUGAGGUUGUCGUUGUCCUUUGUCAAAUGGAGAUGUUUUUCCCUCCUUCAUUUUUUGACAUUAUGUACAUUGACUCAUUGAAACCUGUCGGUGUUCCUGCAUCCCGGCAUGACCAGCCAAUAGCCGGCAAGGGUACUCGUGGAUACAAUGUUGUGACAAUGACUAGACAUGACGUGUCACAAGCACAUUUGUAUAUAUUAAACAACACAACAGAGGUGUUUCCGUACAUAGAGGCUCACAAAAAACAUGUUAGAGAUAGUCACCCCAAAAUGAACAUGAUGAGGGUAUUGCAAGAGCACAACAAAACUUUCAUAAAUUGGUUUAGACAAACAAUACUUGCUGAUAAAAGUGUUUCCAGACGACUGACAUUGUUAGCCAUUGGCCCAAAUUUGAAUGUCCCUACAUGGAAGGGGUAUGACAUUAACAAUUAUUCAUUCUACACAAAGUCCCAAGAUGAUAAAAGUUCGGUACAAAACAGUGGGGUCUGUGUUGAUGCUGCUUCGGAGCACUUUUCCAGUACAUCGAAUAACAACCCCAUUCGAGCAUCCAUGUCUUACUUUGGUGUCAUUCAAGAAAUUUGGGAGGUUGAUUAUACAUCAUUUAGAGUGCCUGUUUUUAAGUGUCAGUGGGUGAACGGGACAACGGGUGUGUUUCAAGAUCCAUUGGGAUUUACUUUGGUAGACCUUAGUAAGGUGGCAUAUAUAGACGAACCUUUCAUUAUGGCAGCACAAGCCAGACAAGUUUUCUAUGUACAAGAUCCAUGUAAUUCAAGUUUGUCUGUGGCUUUGCAAGGAAGACCAAGUGGAAUGAAUUACCAUAAUGAUGAGUCAACCCUUGACAUUGGUCAAAUGUCUGGUUUUUCAAAACAAUUGCCUUCAAUGAAUGAAGCUGAUGAAGUGGAUGAUGGACAUGCAAAUCGUGUAGAUCAUGAUGAAGGUCUAUGGGAAAACAUCCCUACAGGCUGA